GUCCCUAACCUAAUACAUCUCAAAUUCCCAAUCUCAUUUCAGAACGCCGCACCUUCCCUCAAAUCCUCCCCGCCCCGCAACUUCCCUCAAAUCCUCCCCGCCGUCCCCAUAUCUUCCGAGUUCCGACCCUACACGGCUACACCCCUAGGCCCUAGCCGCUACUCCUCCGUUGCUCACCAGUCGUCCGUCGAUCGGUGCUCCUCCGUCGGUCGCUGCUCCUCCGUCCAGUCAAGGAGCUCGUCAUCACCGGUUGUCGACUCGCACGGUCGCACCAGUCGUCCGUCUCUCGCUGCUCCUCCGACCUCCGUCGCGCUCCUCCGUCCUCGCUGCACCUCCGUCGUCGCUGCUCCUCCGUCCUCAUUGAUCCUCCAUAGUCGCUGCCAUCUUGGCUCAUCAAGACAAGCCAAGAAAUGGACCCAAGCUGGCCGGGCAGCCAUUGUUCAUCCACCAGACUUGACAUAUCGUCUCCUUAGAACUCAAAGGAUGGAGAAGUACGAGCCUAUAGAACAGAUACUGUUCAAAAUAAGGUCGUGCCUUAAGAAGCUGUAG
Molecule: messenger RNA, 549 nt
Organism: Striga asiatica
Lineage: Eukaryota; Viridiplantae; Streptophyta; Magnoliopsida; Lamiales; Orobanchaceae
Source: the annotation of a GenBank genome assembly